AUGGAGUCAUCCUUGAUUCCUUUUGCUAUCCGCUUAGGGAAUAAAAAUAACUUGGCUACUGCAUCUGGUGCCUUAGUUGAAGUUGUCUCCUUAAAGGUCAGUAUCGUAGAACACCAAAUGACUUGCCGUUUCGCUGUGGACACUCGACUUCGCGGACGCAUUCGAGCAGUGUGUAUGGAUGGCCGCAAGAACAAUGCCUUUCUCAUGAGCAUUGAAGCUGAUUUGGGAGAUGUUGUAAAAGCUUACCUGGAAAAACCACGACCUCCCACAGCGCCAAAGUUGACACACGUUAAGGUCGAAGGAAGUUGCACCCCUAAGACAGUUGUUAUAACAACGGAGGGACGCUGUGCGUUUCGAUUUGGUGUGAAACAGGAAGUUGAUGUGACUCAAGUUUUGACGCCCUAUCCUCCAGGCUAG
Hydatigera taeniaeformis is the source of this 417-nucleotide messenger RNA. Lineage: Eukaryota; Metazoa; Platyhelminthes; Cestoda; Cyclophyllidea; Taeniidae. The record is from the annotation of a GenBank genome assembly.